Moneuplotes crassus is the source of this 717-nucleotide messenger RNA. Lineage: Eukaryota; Ciliophora; Spirotrichea; Euplotida; Euplotidae. The record is from the annotation of a GenBank genome assembly.
AUGGAAGUCAAAAAUAUGAAAAAUGGCUGCACGGAGCCAAGAAAAUUUAGAGACGAUGAUUCAGGGGAUGACAAACAGCCUGAGAAUACUAGAGUAACUAUUAACAAAUUCCAGCCUACACUUAGCUAUGCAUCGACUGAAAUUACUCCUCCCAAAGGAGAAAUUGAGACCAUAGAAGUUAUCGAUGAGUGGGCAUUAAUCUACUGUAAUGAUGACAUGCCUGUAACUCGCAAUACGGUAGGUGGCUACUCCGCCAACUUCCACCCAUCCAGAACAGCUAUUAGGGAAGAGAAGAAAGUUGAAGAACUCUCUGAUUCCGAGUCGAAAAAGUUCGAAAAUCCCCCUGCUCCAGGAAAGAAGUCUUCAUCAGGGCUUUGAAGCUCAAAAGGUAUAAAGUUCAGUUUUAAAGAGAAUCUUGAUAACCAAAGGAACGCCCCAGCGAUGAAGGAGCUGCUUAAACCAAAGUUUGCACCACGCUUGCAACCUCAAAAGCCGUUUCUACCUAGGAAGCCUAAGUGCAAGAAAAUGAAGCCAAUAGAUAUCAAAAAUUCAAAACUAACUAACACUUUACCGAAAAGAUCCCUAAAGGCAUCCUCUUCUAUAAUAAAGUUGUCGUACCACAAACCAAGGAAGGGAAUCAGCAGCAAGAACCAAGUGAAUAGGCAAGUUUAAGAUGAUUAUCCUUUAGGAAUUCGUUCUAUAACAGACAUAAGAAAA